Messenger RNA from Ceraceosorus guamensis, 1455 nucleotides. RefSeq lists its product as hypothetical. Gene Ontology annotation, cellular component: nuclear exosome (RNase complex); cytoplasmic exosome (RNase complex). NCBI's taxonomy places the organism in Eukaryota, Fungi, Basidiomycota, Exobasidiomycetes, Ceraceosorales, Ceraceosoraceae. The coding region runs from base 149 to 1159 and encodes 336 amino acids. The transcript is spliced from 2 exons. The record is from RefSeq and is a predicted model, not a curated record. Gene Ontology annotation, biological process: U1 snRNA 3'-end processing; TRAMP-dependent tRNA surveillance pathway; nuclear polyadenylation-dependent mRNA catabolic process.
GCACUCAGGACUCUCAUACUCAAGAACAGUCUCAAGUACAGGAAGCAUACAUCCGCUGCGCCCAAUCGCACACGCUCGCACCCCUGCAGCAGCCAGCUAUCGAUCCGCCCGUCAGGCACUCCAUCCUCCAAAAGCAUAUCCCGCAGGAAUGGCGCCCAACGUACCGCUGGAAGCGUCCAGCACGGCUACUUCUUUCCUCUUCAGCGCCUUGCGUUCCAAUCUGCGUCCAGACGGUCGGCGAUCGUUUCAUUCCACUCUACCCCUCUCCCUCUCUCUCGGCUCCUCACCAGGCACAUGCAGCGUCUCUAUCGGCACAUCCAAAGUCAUAACGCACAUCGUAGCAGAGCUGACCGAACCUAGAUCAGAAAGACCUUAUGAAGGGACAUUGGAUUGCAAGAUAGAAGUGGGGUCUAUCGCCGGUGUUCAGUUCGAGCGGAAUAGAACGGGAGAUGAAGAGUUGAAGUUUGAGAGAGCUGUGGAGAGAGCUGUGAGGAGGUGUCAGGUGGUGGAUCGAGAAGCUCUGUGCGUCGUAGCUGGUCAAAAGGUCUGGUCCAUCACGCUCUUUGUGCACCUUCUCUCCUGGGCAGGGCUGUCCGCUUCUGUAGACGCAGCGGUGCUGAGCAGUCUUCUGUCCUUGCGCUCAUUUCGUCGACCAGAUGUUAGCGUCGAAGGAGGAGCAUCCAUCCUUCGUCGCAGAGGCCCACUCUCCUCCUCCACAUCCGCCAGCAUCCGUCGAAACAGGGCGAAGAUAACAUUGCACGAUCCCGCUUCGCAUGCCCCUAUCCCGCUCGCCUUGCAUCAUGCACCUCUAAGCGUGACAUUGGUCUACUUUGAUAUCUCUUCUCACCAAGCGCUCCACAAGAUCGGUCCGACUGGAAAGAAUGAAGAAAGAAGAAAUGCGCAGCUUGAAGAUGACGGACAAAUUCUGCUUGUGGAUCCGGAUCCUUUGGAGGCAGAAUUAGCAGAUGCUGUGAUACAGAUCGUCGCUACGCCUCAAGGAGAUAUCUGCUCCAUAGAUCAUGCAGGUGGAAAAGCGAUCUCGCCAAGGCUGCUUAGGCGAGCCAUCAAUCUGGCAAGGGAGAGGGUCAAGGAUCUGUCCAAGCGGUGCGACGCGGUCUUGAAGGCGAACGAGACCAGCGAGGCUCUGGAGGUCAGGUAGACUGUGGCACCCCAACGCUCGCCCUCCCGCACCGGACAGAGGUGAAAUUGAGUCUCGUCAUAUCGCCCACCAUGUACAAUCACCCUUACCAUUUGCAUUCCUGCAUUGCAAAACAGCACCACCAUCACACGCCGCAGCAAGUCAAAUACAUUCACAGCGAUCAAAUCACGAAGGCGAGGCGCAUGGCAAAUUGAGCUGCUGCUGCUGCUUCGUGCGUUAGCUGUACCGGUGCCGCAGAAGUCUCGAAUCGUCAUUCUCAACGCGCUGCACCAGAUGCAGAUGAACAUUCCACGAUG